AUGUUCCGUCCCGAAGACAGGAAGAACCGACGCAGAUCACCUUCCUGGACGGAUGGAUGGGGUUCCCCACAAGUUCCCAUGCUUGUUGCAGAUGUUGCCAAGGAGAAUCCAAGAUUUGCUCAGAGGCUAAAGGCUGUUCUGCAGUCUCCUGAUAAAGAAAAGCGACAGCUGUUUUCAGACAAUCAGGUAACGAGUAUCUUAUUGUGCUCUUUCAUCAUCAUUUCUGCUUGUCCUUGA
Closterium sp. Naga37s-1 is the source of this 237-nucleotide messenger RNA. The record is from the annotation of a GenBank genome assembly. Lineage: Eukaryota; Viridiplantae; Streptophyta; Zygnematophyceae; Desmidiales; Closteriaceae.